UUGAGCAGAGUUAAUUUCCAUUAUACUGGACUUACAGACAAUCUCCCAAAUUUUCAGAGUGCCACAGACACCGUUGUGACAUCUUUUUCAUUAAGAAAAUCUAAGGCUCGUGAUGAGAGAGACGUUAAAUCAAGGACGAAAACUUCAAGUAAAUCGAGAAAGGCGCCGGGUUUCAUCGGCUUAACGGUCCCACUAAGCACACCCUCUCUGAACCUUUUGGCCACUCCAAAGGGGAUGGCCCCACCUGGCGCUCGAAAGGUAACGUACACACCCCGACGAGGGGCUCUUGGAGCCUUUGUGGACACUACGAAGCUAUCUGAUCGUGAAUUUGAACUUGCUCUCGCCAAUGGUUUAAUAAAGGGCAGAAGCAGGUGGUACAGUGUAUACUACUUGAAUUGUCUUUGA
This is a messenger RNA of Strongylus vulgaris, 405 nucleotides long. The record is from the annotation of a GenBank genome assembly. NCBI's taxonomy places the organism in Eukaryota, Metazoa, Nematoda, Chromadorea, Rhabditida, Strongylidae.